This is a messenger RNA of Brienomyrus brachyistius, 4296 nucleotides long. Its product is annotated as cytosolic purine 5'-nucleotidase-like. The transcript has 18 exons. Gene Ontology annotation, molecular function: 5'-nucleotidase activity. Bases 1475 to 3160 code for a protein of 561 amino acids. The record is from RefSeq and is a predicted model, not a curated record. Lineage: Eukaryota; Metazoa; Chordata; Actinopteri; Osteoglossiformes; Mormyridae.
UGCAUCGGGCGCUAGGCUUGUAAAAUCACAUUCUGGCAAUAGUAUGGAGUCAAAUGAGAGACAGCUAGUAGUGUUAAAGUUUGCCGCGAUACUACCGAUGAAUGAUGAUCUAAUGAUGUUAUCAUGUUUCUGAAAGGCACUUACGCACCAAUGGUGCAAUUUUUCUGUUAGCUGUUCUUUAAAAAUCUCUUUAAUUGUAUGAAGUUUCCUUUUCUUGUAUAACAGGUUUACGUGUUGAUGUAUUUUAGGAAUUCUGUUAUCUGCAUUCAUUUUUUGGAAGUUAAAACGAGAAGUAUUUGUGUCUGAAUCUUUAUUUGAUUUGGAGCCACCUGUCUUAAGAUUUUUUUCACCUCUUUUGGUCACUGCGAUCUUCGACCAGUAGCUUUUCUGUUGUUACCAGUUCCUGACCCUCAGUAAUUACACGCUCCAUUGGUGUGAGGUGGCCCAAAUGUGUAUAAAUAUAGGCGAUGAUGUCACUCCUUCCAGACUUUCCAUGUUCCAGCCUCCCCUAUUCAUGUGGGCUACCCUUCUGGAAAGAGCUUCUCUCACUUGCUGUUUUCAAAGUUUGCUUUUGGUUACUGUGAAAUUCCUAUAAGUGUGAAACAGGGACGCAAAAACGUCUCCACUGUUUGUCUGUUGACCAGAGUAGGGCGGUUGUCUGAGCAUUGCUCAAAUGAUCUGUUUUCCGCGUAGAUACCAGAGAACAACUUUUAAACACUUCUUCUAGGCUGGCCUUUGCUAUUUUAUGUAUGUUUAUUGCUCUUGUGGAGAUAAAAGCAGGUUGUUACGCCUCACAGUUAGUCUAUGUGUGUUGAGUGCAGGGGAUGGCUGUUAAAGUUUGUUUUAUGGAAUUUUGGUUUGGUUAUGGCUGCCUGUGAGGUUAAGGUGCGGGUGGCAUCAAAGGCCCUAACUGCCCGUACAUCAUCUACAGCAACCAUACCUCAGUCAUCGGCGAAACCUUCUUUAAAAUCGCUGGUACGUUUCACUUUGGGCCACACAGGAAGCACUAAGUCACUUAAGCAAACUAAGUCUUUGGUCACUUGUAAGUAAACCGAAAAGCCCCAGAAUGUCAUUUAUUGAUUUGAUGUUUUGGAUCAGAGAACAAGGUUAGGAGUCUCACUCAAGGACCCAACUGUGACACGCUUCUUAUGUUGACCAUGGGAUUUGAACCGAUGACCUUCGGGACACAGAUGCAGAGCCCUAACUCACCAAGCCAUGCCUCAGUAGCGAGCCGCUUCAGCGACGCAUCCGAAAGAGCAACAUUACGCCAUUCAUCCCCCUAGCGACAGUGCAAUCUGACAAUACUGUGCAUAUUGAUGAAGUCUGUCAUUAUCUGCAGAGCAGUUGCGGCCGAUGCAGAACGCAUCCUCCUGUGCUCUGUGCUACAGAAAAGGAACAGCUGUGUUUGGAUAGUCACAAAGUGUCACUGAAGAGGCUGCCCGGCCACUGCAGUGAAUCUCCGGUUGAUUUUAAAAUGGCGACAUCCUGGAGCGAUCGACUGCAGAACUGCGCCGACCUUCCCGCUAACAUGGACGGCCUGGCACUGAAGAAGUACCGGCGCGAGGCCUACCACAGAGUGUUUGUAAACAGAAGCUUAGCAAUGGAGAAGAUUAAAUGCUUCGGCUUCGAUAUGGAUUAUACCCUAGCAGUAUACAAAUCCCCAGAAUAUGAGUCUCUUGGCUUUGAUCUGACCGUGGAGCGACUCGUGUCCAUUGGCUACCCUCAGGAGCUCCUCAAUUUUGUCUACGACCCUUCAUUUCCCACCAGGGGUCUUGUGUUUGACACAACGUAUGGAAACCUGCUGAAGGUGGAUGCAUAUGGCAACAUCUUGGUGUGUGCCCACGGCUUUAACUUCAUGCGAGGACCAGAAAUCCGGGAGAUGUACCCGAACAAGUUCAUUCAGCGGGGAGACACAGACCGCUUUUACAUCCUGAACACUCUCUUCAACCUCCCUGAAACGUACCUCUUUGCAUGUCUGGUGGACUUUUUCACCAACUGUGACAGGUACAGCAGUUGUGAAAAAGGCUUCAAGGAUGGCGACCUCUUCAUGUCCUUCAAGAGUAUGUUCCAGGAUGUGCGUGAUGCUGUGGACUGGGUCCAUUUCAAGGGAUCUCUGAAGGAGAAAACGGUAGAAAACUUAGAGAAGUACGUGGUGAAAGAUGCGAAACUCCCCCUUCUCCUCAGCCGGAUGAAUGAAGUGGCCAAGGUUUUCCUCGUCACCAACAGCGACUACAAGUAUACUGACAAAAUUAUGACAUAUCUCUUUGAUUUCCCUCAUGGUCCAAAGGCAGGUACCUCUCACUGCCCUUGGCAGUCUUAUUUCGAUCUCAUCCUGGUUGACGCACGGAAGCCCCUGUUUUUCGGAGAGGGCACAGUGCUCAGACAAGUAGACACGAUGACUGGCCGGUUGAAGAUUGGGACGUACACAGGACCUCUGCAGCAUGGUAUUGUUUAUUCUGGAGGGUCUUCAGACAUUGUGUGUGACCUGCUGGGAGCCAAGGGCAAGGACAUCCUGUACAUCGGAGACCACAUUUUUGGGGACAUCCUCAAGUCCAAGAAGCGCCAGGGCUGGAGAACCUUCCUGGUGAUUCCAGAACUGGCCCAGGAGCUGCACGUCUGGACCGACAAGAGCACUUUGUUCGAGGAGCUGCAGGGCCUGGAUAUAUUCCUGGCAGAGCUAUACAAGAAUUUGGACAGCAGCAGUAAUGAGAGACCGGACAUCAGCUCCUUACAGCGAAGGAUGAAGAGAGUCACCCAUGACAUGGACAUGUGCUAUGGCAUGAUGGGAAGUCUGUUCCGCAGCGGAUCCCGCCAGACGCUCUUCGCCUCCCAGGUGAUGCGCUACGCCGACCUGUACGCCGCCUCCUUCAUCAACCUGCUCUACUACCCCUUCAGCUACCUCUUCCGGGCGGCACACGUCCUGAUGCCCCACGAGUCGACGGUGGAGCACGCCCACGUCGACAUCAACGACCUGGAGUCGCCCAUGGCCACCCGCAAUCGUCGCUCCCUGGACUUCUGGGACACAGAAUGCCGUCGGCACCAGCUGACCAGGUCCAUCAGCGAGAUCCAGCCCCCGCACCUCUUCCCGGAGACCCCCCAGGAGAUCACUCACUGCCACGACGAGGACGAUGAUGAGGAAGAGGAGGAGGAAGAAGAGUAAGCAGCUGAUAUGACCUGGCUUGGACAUCCAGUAUUGUACUGAGGGAAUCCCAGGGGACGGGUUACGGAGAGUCGGAGAGGCAUUUCCUACAUAUCGGAUGCGCCUUAGCUUCCAAAUUUUUCGCUGUGUGCCCUGGAACGUCGUACUGCCACUCAGCUACUCAAGUAUGCACCUGCAUCUGUUAAUUUUAAUUAUUUAUAUAUAUAUAACUUGUUUUGUUUGCAAUAUUCAUAAGAAAAUAACCACAUGAGAAGUCAGACCAAAUUCUGGAGGUCAGGACAGGAAAAGUUAUGCCAAUAUAUUCUUUGUGUGUGUUUUUAUGUGGGUUUGAUUUCCACGUGUAUGUAUAUAUAAAAUACUUCUGCUGCGUAUGCCGUCACAGGGACAGCAGCAAGGCUUAGAGGCCCAGUGUGUUUGGCGUGGCAGUUACACACACGGCCCUCCGAAGAGCCCCCUUGCAGCUACACGCAGCUCGCAAACUGGAAACCACCGUCCAGUUUUUUCCAUCCGCCAGUUGAACUCCACCUGCCUGGUAUUCACUGCUCAGAAGGGGGCAGCACCCAACGCUUUCAUCUGAGGAAGUGUUUACCGUUAGAGGCAGAGGAAAACACCACAGCUCUUGAAAUACAGCACCUGCAACGCAAUAGUGAAAUAUGAAACGUUUUGGAACGCAGGUGAUGCUGUACCCUCUGGGAAGUGGAGUCAGGUGCCGACAGCUCAUUGGCCCAUAGCAUGUCCCGCCCCCCACCUCCUACCCAAAACAUGAUUGGGGCCAACUGUCCUACUGCCCAGUAUCAUGGUUCCCUUUGCUCAAAGCUGUGACGCUUACAAAGCUGGGAGGAGCAUCCAGAUUGCAUGUGUAUAAUUACAUACUGUAGGCAGCUGGGGAGCCCCCCAGCCCCAAGCCCUAAUACCCCCCCAAGCUGCUAGCUCUCUGUUUCUGGCUAUUUUUUUUUCUGCAGCACGGACACAAAGAACAUAUAGUUUAAAUUUUUACUUUUCGUUCACUUUUUACUUUCCACGCAUAUUCCUGAGCUUGGGAGUACACUGUGAAUUUUAGUUUUCCUUAAAGACAAUGAGAAGCAUAUGUCUUGCUUUUGUUCUGGUGUAAUAUUAAAAAAAAAAUUAUUUAAUAA